This is a messenger RNA of Klebsormidium nitens, 1581 nucleotides long. Lineage: Eukaryota; Viridiplantae; Streptophyta; Klebsormidiophyceae; Klebsormidiales; Klebsormidiaceae. The record is from the annotation of a GenBank genome assembly.
CAGAAAAAGGAUUAUUUGAGUCACUGUCUCCCUCUGGCGUCUCAGCAUUCUGGAAAGGACAGUCGUUCCCUUGGCUACCAGCCGCCUGCCUAGAUCUAGAACGUUGCUCUACAGGCAGGUUAGGGGAGUUACUCUUGCUCUCCUGUUGUUCACUGUGCAUUUUGAGACGGGCAAAGCAGAGGAACAAAGCGCGCAUUCUGGUGGCCGGUUUGAAAUCAUUGGAAGAAACUAUGGAGACCGCUUGACAUGACCAUGGAAAACAUUUUGCAAUCUGCUACGCAGGGGCUUCGGUGACGCAGCUCUGGUCAAGGUCUGUUUUUGGUAGCACUUUGGCAGUCAAACUGCUGUAAGCAAUCAGGUACAAAAGCACCAAGGAGCAAGACAGUUCAAACCUCUUAGCCACAUUCUCAAUUACCAGAUUGCUAGUCCCCAAGGAUACUCAAUGUUUCUUGCCGAGUAGUCUCUGUAUUGAGGGAUGGCAGACGAAGAUGCCUUCAUAAGAGCUGCAGGAGAAGAUUCCUUCAUAAGAGCUGCAGGCUUGAACCUUGGUGAAGAGCCAUUGGCACAACCUUCCGUGAAAAAGACGACCAGAGUGCGAAAGGACUUUCGGCCUGGGGAGGGCACGCGCAAGCGUCUCGAGAAGUCUGCCGAUGAUGUCAUCACCCAAUUCAAGAACGCGUGCCGAGGAGACCCGAAAUUGGAGGCGCCCCUGCUGCGGCAUUUGUUGGGGGAUCCCCGUAUGGAAACGGCCAAGAAGGAGUGCGGCAUCAACAUUCCAACAAGAAGAGUGGAGCCCCCGAAGCUGACCAAGAAGCGCUUGCAGCGGAUGGAGCGGGAGCACCUCAGCCCUGCGGAGAGGAUCGCGCAGGACGCACAGACGGUCCAGGAGAAGCACCACAGCGGCAGCCUGGACACUUUACCCACGGCGGUCAUCCGCAACUUUCUCCUCUCGCAAGGGCAGAAAACGUCAGGCACGAAGGAGAAGAUCAUCGAGCGGGUGCGUCACAUCCUGGAUUCACAGGGUCAGGGGCCGGCGCCUAUGGAUGGGAUGCUUACUGUGGAGCCCGCUCUUGAAACGAACGGGGAUUCCCAUGCCUCGGAAGACUUGGCCAUCGCGGCAAAUGGGACAUAUGCGCUGCCCGUGAGCCGGGCACAGCCGUUUGUCACGACUCAGCAAUUAUGAGUUCGGAGGGUCUGUCUUGUCAACCAACAAGCGAGGUUGAGUCUCUAAUAAGCGGUUUUGUAUAUAAUGAUGAACGUGGAACGAAACGCAUGCCUUUCCAAAUCAACGUCAACUGGAAACAUAUUCUUAGUAAGGUAAGGUUUUCCAGGCAUCUACUGAAUGUAAAGUCGGAUACACUGCUUGGUGCAAUGUUAGCACGUCUCAGCUGGCAAGCAGAUUAGGCUGCAUGGUUUUCAGUUCCCGUUUUAGCGUCCUUCCUUCUGGAGAAGUAUUUGUCAUUGUCAUCGUGGAUCUGUUUAUCAUGUUGUAGACCUUGCUGAGUCCUAGCUAACUUGAAGACCUGCUCUGUAAAGGUUUGAUGCUCUUACAGAGCAUAGUACGGGUACCUAUAUAUCGUG